AUGACCAGUCUACUACUGAAAAAGAAGUAUGGAGUCGAGCCGCGAAAGGUUGUGAUCAACACCGAUCGUGCUCAACUCUUCAUUAUGUCCACAUUUAUUCAAACCAUAGACCCCAGAGAGGAUGCAGCUCCGGUGGAGCCCAGUGAUCUCCUGACGCUUCAGGCAAAGGUCAACAAGUAUUUCCCCAAUUGUGAGAUUCACAAUAUGGGUUCCUCGUCUCGGUUUCCCGGUUUCCCGCAUGAUCGGCCUGAGAUCAAAACCGCCGAGGAGUCUUGGCUACCAUUCAUAGAGAAGAUCGCCCAAUUUGAUUCGGAAGAAAUAGAAACUCUCGCAAACGACAAAUAUCGACAAGCUGGCACAAUUUGCUGGUCACCCGAGGACUAUGAAGCGAGCGAACAGGGCAAGGCAAAUGCGCAUGUCGGCCUUUAUGAGAUAUUCCACCAUCCCCAUGAAGAUAAAGGCCCAACUUGGUGGAAUGACAGUCCUGAGACAGAAUUAGCCGAACUGGGAGCGAGCGUGCUGCGUGUCACUGCUCCGCACAUCGCAGACUUCUCAGCCCUGCACUCGGAUUUGAACUGGGGAAAGUGGAAUGCGCACUUGGAUCUGAGAAAGGAGGAAGACAAGGAAACACUUCACCAGUUGAUCCUCGAAAGCGAUAUCGUUAUCGAUGGGCAUCGCCCUGGCGUGAUGGACAAAUGGGGAUUCGGAAAGGAUGAUGUCCUCAAGAUCGCAAAAGAAAGGAAGCGGGGAAUAAUUUAUAUGAGAGAGAACUGCUAUGGAUGGAAUGGACCGUGGUGGUACCGUUCUGGCUGGCAACCAAUCAGUGAUGCAAACACCGGUGUCGCUAUGGGGUACGGCCGGGCAAUGGGUCAUGAAGAAGCAGUUGUGCCUGUUCUCCCUAACUCGGACUAUUGCACCGGAGUUGUAGGAGCGGCUGCCGCAAUUCACGCUCUUCUCAAGCGCAGCCAAGAAGGCGGGUCUUACAGCAUUGACAUCGCACUAAACUAUUACAAUCGCUGGUUGGUUAAGUUUGUCGGAAGUUACCCCGAGGAUGUGUACAUGGUCUGGACGAUGCCACGACUGCUAGGUAUGAUGGUCAAGGCCGGGACGGACGGUAUAUUCUUGCUAGAGCACUUCGAGGUGCGCACUAGCAAGGCGAUCGGUGCGCAGAUCAAGACCGUGAAGCCCGUGAUCAAGUAUGUCAAUGGCCCUGUCGAGUUGAAAUUCAGGGUCGGCACUAGGGGCAAUGGCGUCGACAAGCCUAGAUGGCCCGAGUACCUCUCUACUGAGAUUAUUGAGUGA
Penicillium vulpinum is the source of this 1302-nucleotide messenger RNA. Its product is annotated as alpha-methylacyl-CoA racemase. NCBI's taxonomy places the organism in Eukaryota, Fungi, Ascomycota, Eurotiomycetes, Eurotiales, Aspergillaceae. Gene Ontology annotation, molecular function: catalytic activity. The record is from RefSeq and is a predicted model, not a curated record. Bases 1 to 1302 code for a protein of 433 amino acids. The transcript has 8 exons.